AUGAAGUACUCCAUCAUCGCUGGUCUGUCCCUUUUGGGAUCGGCCCUCGCGACUGUGCCCUCCAUUGAGAUCAAGGGCAAGAAGUUCUUCUACUCCAACAACGGUACCGAAUUCUACAUCCGUGGUGUUGCCUACCAGCCCGACUACAACGCCCGCAACGGUGGAAGCUCCGACAUUGAUUACACUGACCCGCUGGCCGACGCCGAAAGCUGCAAGCGUGAUAUCCCCUACCUGACCCAGCUGCGCACCAACGUCGUUCGUACUUACGCUGUCAACCCCAACUCCUCCCACGACGAGUGUAUGAAUGCCCUGGCCGAUGCUGGUAUCUACGUUAUCAGCGAUCUGUCCUCCCCAUCGGAGUCCAUUGAGUCCAGCGAACCCAUGUGGAACGCUGACAUCUUCGACCGUUACUCCUCGGUCAUUGAUGCUUUCGCCCAGUACCCGAACGUCAUUGGUUUCUUCGCCGGAAACGAGGUCUCCAACAGCGUUAACAACAGUAACUCCAUGGCUUACGUCAAGGCUGCCGUUCGUGACAUGAAGACCUACAUCCAGCAGAAGAACUACCGCUCAUCCUUGGCCAUCGGUUACGCCACUGAUGAUGACGCUAGUGUUCGUGAGAACAUUGCCAACUACCUGGUUUGCGAUGAUUCCUCCGACUCCAUUGACAUGUUCGGUUACAACAUCUACGAAUGGUGCGGUGAAUCUUCCUACAAGACUUCCGGAUACCAGGCCCGUACCGAGGAGUUCAAAGACUACCCUGUCCCCGCUUUCUUCUCCGAGUACGGCUGCAACAAGCCCGCCCCUCGUAAAUUCACUGAUGUUCCCGUUCUCUUCGGUCCUGAGAUGGAGAACGUCUGGAGCGGUGGUAUUGUCUACAUGUACUUCGAGACUGACAAUGACUACGGUCUGGUUUCCACUUCGGGCAAUUCCGUCUCCACCUUGACCGACUUCAGCUACCUGUCCUCCCAGAUGCAGAAGGCUACCCCCACCGGUGUCGCCAUGAGCGACUACUCUGUCUCCACCACUGUUGGUCGCAGCUGCCCCACUGUUAAGGCUGAUGAGUGGCUCGCUGCUAGCAGCCUGCCCCCGGCCAUUGACUCGUCCCUCUGCUCUUGCAUGUACGACUCUCUGACCUGUGUUCCUGUGGACGGCAUAUCCUCCAAGAAGAUGGCCAGCACCUUCAGCUACCUCGGUGGUAAGGGUGUUAUGGACGGUGUCACUGGUAACGGUACCAGCGGUGUCUACGGUGCCUACAGCGGCUGCAGCGCUAACCAGCGUCUUGCCUUUGCCAUGGACCAGUACUACAAGAAGAACGGCAAGUCCUCCGAUGCCUGUGGCUUCAGCGGUGCCGCCACCACCAAGUCUGCCACCACUGCCAGCGCCUGCAGCUCCCAGCUGAAGGCCGCCGGUACUGCUGGCACUGGCACCGUCAGUGGCUCUCUUAACGCUGGCUCCACUGCCACCGGCUCCAGCUCUGGUGCCACCUCUAGCGGUGCCGCUGGUGUUGUCACUGCCCCCCAGGCCGUUGUCAUUGGUGCUUGGCAGACCGGUCUUUACGGCCUGGUCGCUCUUGCCACCGGUGCCUUUAUGAUCGCGCUGUAA
This is a messenger RNA of Penicillium longicatenatum, 1602 nucleotides long. Its product is annotated as glycoside hydrolase family 72 protein. The record is from RefSeq and is a predicted model, not a curated record. Gene Ontology annotation, molecular function: 1,3-beta-glucanosyltransferase activity. Gene Ontology annotation, biological process: fungal-type cell wall (1->3)-beta-D-glucan biosynthetic process. Bases 1 to 1602 code for a protein of 533 amino acids. The transcript has a single exon. Lineage: Eukaryota; Fungi; Ascomycota; Eurotiomycetes; Eurotiales; Aspergillaceae. Gene Ontology annotation, cellular component: fungal-type cell wall; cytoplasm.